CUGAUAGGGAGCUGCAAUUGCCCCACCAUCUAUCCGCCUGUAGCAGCAAUCGCGACCCCGAGUUCACGCCCGCAACCAUCGCGAGUCGACCAUUCCAGGAAGCAAAUCACACCAAAGCGAGGAACUCGUCUAUGGACAGGUGACAAUGUCGAAACAAUACCUCACCGCCCACACAGUGGACGAAGCGCACCCGGCAGAGAUCUUCUCCCUCGCGCCGACGCCAACCUCCAUCCUCUCCGCGAGCGGCUCGUCCGCGCUCCGCGUGCACAGCACCACCGACCCGUCCUUCCCGCUCCAGCAAACCAUCCCCGCCGCGCACAAGCUCGGGUGCCACCACGUAUGCACCGCGCGCGGCGGGCUCGGCACCGUGGCCGCCAGCGUCGGCUUCGGCGGCGAGAUCAAGGUCUGGACCCGCAACCGAGCGGGAAAUAACGACACCGCAGGCGAGGAUGAGUGGCGCCUCGACUGGGAGCUCGCCCCCUCCUCGUCCAAGGCCGACGGCGGCGGCGACGUGUGGGCCGUGGCGCUGAGCGCCGACGAGGGCUACCUCGCGUGCACGACCAGCGACGGCCGCAUCCACGUGUGGGACAUCGCGGCGCGCGAGCGCAUCCAGACGUACGAGACGGGCGCGCGCGGGGGCGGCAGCUUCGCCAUGGCGGUCGAUCUGAGCCGCGACGGGCGGCUGACGGCCAGCGGGCACGAGAGUGGCGCGGUAUAUGUGUUCAAUAAUGAUGCCGGGAGGAUGGUGUAUUCGUUGUCUGGUCUGGCAAAGCCGGUGAGGGCUGUUGCCUUCUCGCCAGGCUGCAAGCGCCUUGCCGCCGCUGGGAACGCUGGCAUCAUUGCGCUGUACGACAUGGAGCAUGGCGAGCACGUCGGCAACCUGACGACGCCCAGCACCAGGCCAGCGUGGAUCACGUCGUUGGAUUGGAACGACACGGGCGAGUACCUCCUGAGCGGAUCGCUCGAUGGCAAGGUCAAGGUCUGGGAUGUUGCCCGCGGUGUCUGCGUGGCGACGCACAGCGAGACGGAAUCGGCGCUGUGGAGUGUGAGGUGGCUGCCCAAGACCGAGCGGGCCCUGGGGCCGGGCAUGGGGAAGAGCGAGAUGUUUUGCGCGGCGGGUGCGAGCCGCAGUCUGACCUUCUACCGGGAGGCUACAGGGUCUUGAGCGCAGCGCUGGGGCAUCUGCUGCCGAGAGGGAAUGGGAAUGACGGUGUACGAUUUGCUUUUGUGGGUUGCUCUCCUGAGAUGAUAGAGAAAAUGUGCCGACAGAGCUUGGCCAGAUACCUUGAUUCUUUACCAAAAACACUGCUGGGGAUACGCUGGGAUUUGUCUCAGAGAAGUUCCCACAGGGUCCUUUGGUUGCGACAUCUUGGAAGCGCGGUUCAUGCGUGCCGGGCUCAUAUGUAGCUAGGCAAGACACAGCCAACGAGCUGGCUGGGAGCCGCGCGCUCAAACAUGUUCGAGCCUGGGUCGUCGACCGAGGAGCCACAUCAAUUCGAGGUUCCCACCGUCGGUUGCCUCUACCUCCA
Thermothielavioides terrestris NRRL 8126 is the source of this 1529-nucleotide messenger RNA. RefSeq lists its product as uncharacterized. Bases 146 to 1165 code for a protein of 339 amino acids. The record is from RefSeq and is a predicted model, not a curated record. Lineage: Eukaryota; Fungi; Ascomycota; Sordariomycetes; Sordariales; Chaetomiaceae. The transcript has 4 exons. Gene Ontology annotation, molecular function: protein binding. Gene Ontology annotation, cellular component: Cdc73/Paf1 complex.